Aspergillus pseudonomiae is the source of this 645-nucleotide messenger RNA. Its product is annotated as class I glutamine amidotransferase-like protein. Lineage: Eukaryota; Fungi; Ascomycota; Eurotiomycetes; Eurotiales; Aspergillaceae. The transcript is spliced from 2 exons. The coding region runs from base 1 to 645 and encodes 214 amino acids. The record is from RefSeq and is a predicted model, not a curated record.
AUGUCCUCCAAUGUACUCACAGUUGGUGUCUUGUUGGUGGGGGUUAACCAGUUACUGGAUGUCUCCCCAGUUGACUUGCUUGGCAUGUUGUCCACGAAGUACCUCAAGCUCGCUGAGUUGCCCGGCUCUAUCCAACAAGAAGGGCUCGAUAUUAGUAUUAGAUACAUAUCGGAUGUACCGGGCAAUCAUAAGGUCACCGCCGAUGCAGCAUUGGAGGUUACUCAUCUAAUUGAUUCUCCGGAGUGUCACCCUGGCAAGCUGGACAUUCUGAUGCUUCCAGGAUCGGACCAAUUUAGGCCAAGCGAAGAGGUCGUCAGAUUCAUAAAAGGUCACGCUGCAUCGCACGGGACUACAAUCCUGACAAUCUGCACCGGCACGUUCAUGGCCGCCGCUGCGGGGGUAUUCGACGGCAAAAUGGCGACGGGCCCAAGGACAUUUUACAAGGAGCUACGACAGCGGUUCCCUCAGGUCAAUUGGGUCGACCAGAGAUGGGUACAGGACGGAAAUACGUGGAGCAGUGGCAAUAUAACAAAUGGCCAGGAUAUGAUCUCUGCGUUCAUCAGACAGCGAUGGCCAGGUAUCUUGAGCGAAACGGUGCUUGGAAUGUCCGAUGUUGCGCAUCGGAAGGAUAACUAUGACAAUUGA